Messenger RNA from Cordyceps fumosorosea ARSEF 2679, 318 nucleotides. Its product is annotated as Heat shock protein DnaJ. Bases 1 to 318 code for a protein of 105 amino acids. Gene Ontology annotation, biological process: protein import into mitochondrial matrix. The record is from RefSeq and is a predicted model, not a curated record. Gene Ontology annotation, cellular component: PAM complex, Tim23 associated import motor. NCBI's taxonomy places the organism in Eukaryota, Fungi, Ascomycota, Sordariomycetes, Hypocreales, Cordycipitaceae. Gene Ontology annotation, molecular function: ATPase activator activity. The transcript is spliced from 3 exons.
AUGGCCUCCGUCUUUGCCAUCGGUGCUGGCGCCGCCGUCGCCGCUUUCCUCGGCCGUGCUGGUCUCGUCGCCUGGCGCCGCUCGCGCGGUGGCGUUGGAGCCAUGGGCAAGGCCUUUUACAAAGGCGGCUUCGAGCAGAAGAUGACCAAGAAGGAGGCGACCCUGAUCCUAUCUCUCAAUGAGCGCUCGCUCUCCAAGGACAAGGUGCGCAAGGCGCACCGCACGAUCAUGCUGCUCAACCACCCGGAUCGGGGCGGCAGCCCGUACCUGGCCACCAAGGUCAACGAGGCCAAGGAGCUGCUCGACAAGCAAGCAUAG